AAGGUGUAAAUAAGUACAAAAGACAUAGGAGAAACAAUACAACGCAUAUGCCCAAAAUAGAGCAACAGACAAACGGAAUCUUUUGAUCAUCAUCCAAUUCCUAUCUUCUUCUGCUACUCAUACCACCUGGACUGUGUAGUACUUAACAAUGGCAGGUUUUUAGAGAGGGAGGGCGAGUGCGACAGGGAGAAAUAUUUUCUCCGCCUUUGUUAAUUAGGUCCAAUAUCUAGCUAUGAACAACAUAAACUAAGGGAAGAAGAAAGUAGAACUAGAAAGAGAUAGAGAAAGAUGGCGUAUUCGUUGAAUAUGUCAGUCGUAUCAGUUCCUAAGCCAACUACAACUCAAACUUAUUCUUCAAAUUCUACUACUAAAUCAAUCACUAAUUUCAGUUCAACAUUAUCGUCUUCUUCAAAUAUUUCUAGGGUUUCUCUUUCUUCUGACUUAAAUCGCCGUUCUUCUGUCUCUGUGUUGCGGAAUAAAUCUUCAUCAUCGGCCGUUUCGAUUAUGGCAGCUGCAAAAUCGAAGCCAGAGCCUCUUAGGAUUAUGAUAUCUGGCGCUCCUGCAUCAGGAAAAGGAACUCAAUGUGAGCUUAUCACCAAGAAAUAUGGAUUGGUGCAUAUUGCUGCUGGAGAUUUAUUAAGGGCUGAAGUUGCAGCCGGAAGUGAAAAUGGAAAGCGAGCCAAAGAAUGUAUGGAGAAAGGACAGCUGGUCCCUGAUGAGAUAGUUGUUAUGAUGGUUAAGGAACGACUAUUUCGACCAGAUUCACAAGAAAAUGGCUGGCUUUUGGACGGAUAUCCCAGGAGUUUGUCUCAAGCAAUGGCACUUGAGGACUUCGGAAUUCGGCCAGACCUUUUCAUUCUUCUAGACGUUCCUGAGGAGAUUUUGGUCGAAAGAGUGGUUGGUCGAAGACUUGAUCCAGUUACAGGAAAGAUAUACCACUUAAAGUACGCUCCUCCUGAAACUGAUGAAAUUGCUGCUAGGCUUACUCAACGCUUUGAUGAUACAGAAGAAAAAGUAAAAUUGCGCUUGGGCACUCAUCAUCAGAACGUGGAAGCUGUACUUGCGGCAUAUGAAGAUAUAACAAUCAAGGUCAAGGGAGAUGGUCCCAAAGAGGAGGUUUUUGCCAAGAUAGACAGCGCACUGUCAGAACUUGAGCAAAAGAGAAUUAGUCCUGUGUCAACAAAUGUAUGAUUUCUUAACAGUGUUGUCUUUUACUCAGCUAUGUCAAGGAUGAAGCUUCCUGCUUACCUUCAUGGGGUAUUACUAUCUGAUUAAGUCCUUGCUCCAGCUGAAGCCAAAAGAUUGUACAAUACUUUCUUUUUAGGUAGUCAUGAUGUUAACAAGGCUAUUCAAUAUUCUUUCUGUUGAGAAUGCAAAUAUUUACACAAAAUCAAUUGUUUAAUGUUAUAUUGUAUUGCAAGCAUAUUAUUGUUUUAGUAAAAGUAUUUUGUUUGAGUAGGGCCAAAGGCAAAUUCAAUGUAAUGAAUAUAUCAGCAAACAAAAAAGUAAUCAAAUAGAACAGUUUGUGUGUUUGUACUU
Molecule: messenger RNA, 1539 nt
Organism: Papaver somniferum (opium poppy)
Lineage: Eukaryota; Viridiplantae; Streptophyta; Magnoliopsida; Ranunculales; Papaveraceae
Product: adenylate kinase, chloroplastic-like
Exons: 7
Coding region: 289-1191 (300 amino acids)
Biological process (GO): nucleoside triphosphate biosynthetic process
Cellular component (GO): cytoplasm
Molecular function (GO): AMP kinase activity; nucleoside diphosphate kinase activity; ATP binding
Source: RefSeq, a predicted model, not a curated record